UCCCCACACCCUCCACUUCCUGUAAACAAAGCUCGUCUCUUUAACUCGCUGUUUGUGUUCACAAAAUGGCUCAAGCUGGACUCUUCCUCGACCAAGACCAAUUCAACUGUUCCAUAUGUCUGGAUGUGCUGAGGGAUCCCGUGACCAUCCCGUGUGGUCAUAGCUACUGUUCGGUCUGUAUUAAAGGCUACUGGGACCAGGACGAUUUUCUGGGUUUUUACUGCUGUCCGCAGUGCCGCCAGAGCUUCAACCCGAGGCCUCUCCUGGGCAGAAACACCAUGCUAUCCGAGGUGGUGGACAAGUUCAAGAAGACAGGACUUCAAGCUGCUCCCCCGGAACAGUGCUACGCCGGACCGGAGGACGUGGAAUGUGACGUGUGCACCGGGAGGAAGAACCGAGCCGUUAAAUCCUGUCUGGUGUGUCUGGCCUCUUACUGCGACACCCACCUCCUGCCUCACUACGAAUCCGCUCCGUUUAAGAAACACAAGUUGGUCCAGGCCUCCAAGAAACUACAGGAGACGAUCUGUCCGCACCACGACAAGCUGCUGGAGGUGUACUGUCGGACCGACCAACACUGUAUUUGUUACCUGUGUAUGACGGCGGAGCAUAAGGGCCAUGACACGGUGCUGGUGGAGACUGAGAUCCAGCAACAACAGAGCCAGCUGGGGGAGCUGAAGAGGAGGUCUCAGCAGAGGAUCCAGGAGAGGGAGAAGGACGUGCAGGAGCUGAGACAGGCCAUCAGCUCUCUAACUCGUUCAGCGCGGUCGGCCGUGGGGGACACUGAGAGGGUGUUUACAGAGCUCAUCCGCUCCAUGGAGCUGAAGAGGUUUGAGGUGAGGGAGUUGAUCAAAGCCCAGGAGAAGACUGCUGUCAGCCAAGCUGAAGGACUGCUGGCCAAACUGGAGCAGGAGAUGUCUGAGUUGAGGAGGAGAGAUGCUGAGUUGGAGCAGCUUUCACACACUGAGGACCACAUCUUCUUCCUACAGAGCUGUCAGUCUCUGAGCUCCUCUCCUGUGAUUGGAGGCCUGCCAGCUGUGACCUUCGACCCCAACUUCACCUUUAACAUGGUGAUGUCAUCGGUAGCUGACUUCAGAGGGCUCCUGGAGGAGGUGUGUCAAGGGAGCUUCAUCAGCAUCUACGAGAAAGUGAGAGAGGUGUCUAUAGUAGAGUCACCAGAACCCCCCAGCUGUUUCCGGACUGAUCCAACAGCAUUGGUGGCUCCUCCGCCAGCUCUGGCUGCAGUAGAGCAGAUCUCCAGUGAGGAGGAUCUCAACCCGUUCCUCAGCCCGGGAGCUGCAGUCCCCACAUUCGGGGGCUUCGCGUUCUCACCCUUCGGAUCCAAGCUCUCCUCCUCCUCCAACGGCUCCAGACAGAGGAUGAUGCAGCGGAAGUCACGCAGGAAGCUGUAACUCAGGCAGAGAGAGCGGUUUUGCUGAAGAGAGGGAGAGGGGAUGCCCAAGCAGAGGUUGUGACUGUGGGAAGACCGGUUGGAGAGAACCAGACGGGACCUCUCUCUUGUCAGACAAUGUAUUCACCUGAUGAAUCAGUACCUGUUGCUUUCAACAGUGAUACAGUAUCACUUUUUAAAGACAUGAUUUACAAUUAUGUAUUUUUUUUCCCAGACAUAUUUAAUUAUAAUAAAUCAGUCUGUAAUGAAUGCUUUUAAAAGACACGAUGAAAUAAAUACACAGAUCUGCUUUUAAA
Oncorhynchus gorbuscha (pink salmon) is the source of this 1704-nucleotide messenger RNA. Its product is annotated as E3 ubiquitin-protein ligase TRIM47-like. The transcript is spliced from 7 exons. Gene Ontology annotation, molecular function: zinc ion binding. The record is from RefSeq and is a predicted model, not a curated record. Bases 66 to 1409 code for a protein of 447 amino acids. NCBI's taxonomy places the organism in Eukaryota, Metazoa, Chordata, Actinopteri, Salmoniformes, Salmonidae.